AUGAAGAAACUAGAGGGACAUGGAAACACGCCGCUUUCCACGUCGCGACGACCAUUGCCACCCCGGCCGCUUCCCUUCGCCGUUGCUUCGCUCGGUUGGCCUCUCGGUAAUAACUGUCAAAAGCUGGUGUCCGUGUUAAAAUUUGAUAUUCUAUCGGAAAUUAANCGACCAUUGCCACCCCGGCCGCUUACGCUCCGCUUCCCUUCGCCGUUGCUUCGCUCGGUUGGCCUCUCGAGUCAUUUUUUUCCUAAUCUUGAAGGAUCCUGGGGUUACUGGUCGAUUGCAUUUUUUCAGCAGGUUGCUUCCUUGGGUAAUAACAUUGCCAUUCAUAUUGCUGCUGGAAGNCUUGAAGGAUCCUGGGGUUACUGGUCGAUUGCAUUUUUUCAGCAGGUUGCUUCCUUGGGUAAUAACAUUGCCAUUCAUAUUGCUGCUGGAAGAAGCCUUAAGGCCGUGUACAAAUACUAUCACGAAGAUGGUACCUUAACCUUGCAGCAUUUCAUUAUGUUCUUUGGGGCUUUUGAACUUUUUCUCUCUCAGCUACCAGAUAUCCAUUCACUGAGAUGGGUAAAUGGGGUCUGCACUCUCAGCACAAUUGGUUUCGCUGGUACAACCAUUGGUGUGACAAUUUAUAAUGGAACAAAGAUUGAUAGAAGAUCAGUUAGCCACAGUCUACAAGGAAGCUCCUCUACAAAGAUAUUUAAAGCUUUUAAUGCUCUUGGUGCAAUUGCCUUUUCAUUCGGAGAUGCAAUGCUUCCUGAAAUUCAGAGUACUGUAAGGGAACCUGCAAAGAAGAACAUGUACAAAGGUGUAUCAACAGCAUACACCAUCAUUGUUUUCACUUAUUGGCAAUUGGCUUUCUGUGGCUACUGGGCGUUUGGAUCAGGAGUGCAGCCUUAUAUCGUCGAUUCUCUUACUACUCCGGCAUGGACGACUGUUAUGGCUUAUCUUUUUGCAGUGAUUCAAAUAUCAGGAUGCUUUCAGGUAGUUAUUCAACAACCUUCAUGGCCUACAUAUGCUUAUUUUGAAGAAAAAAUGUUAUCCCGCAAAACAAAUGCUCAUUUUGACCUACGAAAUCGAGUCAUUCGUAUGGUUUUUACAACUGUUUACAUGAGUCUUAUAACACUUGUGGCUGCAGCCAUGCCAUUCUUUGGGGAUUUUGUUUCCAUUUGUGGAGCAAUUGGGUUCACUCCACUGGACUUUGUAUUCCCUGUUUUAGCCUAUCUGAAAGCUGGGAGAAUCCCCCAAAAUACAAAGCUUCGCCUUCCACUGUUGGUCCUUAAUUUCGCGAUUGCUAUCUGGUUCUCGGUGGUCGGAGUUUUGGGUUGCAUUGGAGCAGUUAGGUUCAUUGUAGAAGAUAUUAAGAAUUACAAGUUCUUUCAUGAUAUGUAA
Messenger RNA from Ilex paraguariensis (yerba mate), 1389 nucleotides. Lineage: Eukaryota; Viridiplantae; Streptophyta; Magnoliopsida; Aquifoliales; Aquifoliaceae. The record is from the annotation of a GenBank genome assembly.